Messenger RNA from Gloeophyllum trabeum ATCC 11539, 1092 nucleotides. RefSeq names its product mitochondrial carrier. Bases 1 to 987 code for a protein of 328 amino acids. The transcript is spliced from 11 exons. Lineage: Eukaryota; Fungi; Basidiomycota; Agaricomycetes; Gloeophyllales; Gloeophyllaceae. The record is from RefSeq and is a predicted model, not a curated record.
AUGGCGAACGCGUCAUCGGCAGGGGCUUCUCCGAAGCUGAGACCUCUGUCCACGACUGAGGGAUUCAUAUGCGGAGGUAUCGCCGCAUGCAUAGCUGUUACAUUCUCGAAUCCUGCAGAAGUCGCGAAGACUAGACUUCAACUGCAAGGGGAGCUUGCCAAAGAGGGUGCUCCGAAGGUCUAUGGAAGUGCUCUCGACGCACUCGUGAAGACAUGGAGGAAUGAAGGAAUUCGAGGUUCACAGAGGGGCCUGGGACCUGCAUACGCGUAUCAAAUUCUCCUUAAUGGUUCUCGGUUAGGAUUCUAUGAGCCGUUCCGACAUUCCAUAAACCGUCUCUUUGGUCGGGCACCCACUGAACAGAUACCCGUCACGUCUGUGAUGGCUGGUGCAGCGAGUGGUGCCGUCGGAGCAUCUCUGGGAAAUCCCUUGUUCUUGAUCAAGGCUCGGAUGCAGGCUUUCUCACCCGCCCUUCCCGUCGGGACUCAGCACCAUUACAAGAGCUCUUUCGAUGCCUUGUCUACAAUUUUCAAAGCCGAAGGGUUCGGGGGUCUAGUGAGAGGUAUCGACGCAGCGAUCUUGCGAACUUCUAUGGGAUCGUCCGUACAAUUGCCCACCUAUAAUUGGACCAAAAACCAAAUCGUGAAGCGAGGGUGGCUACCUGCGGAUAGCACGUGGACAUUCUUGGCCAGUAGUUCUGUCUCCGGUGCUUGUGUAUGCUUAGUAAUGCAACCCGCGGAUACGGCUCUGACGAGAGUGUAUAACCAGCCCACAAAAACCCUUCCAAACGGCAAGCGAGUCGGUGCAUUGUAUCGCAAUCCCAUUGAUUGCCUAUGGAAAACGUUUAAGACAGAGGGGGUACUUGGGUGGUAUAAGGGCUCGACAGCGCAUUUCUUGCGCAUAGCACCUCACACGAUCAUCACGUUGACUGCCAACGAUCUUAUCAUGAAUCUUUACAAAAGGAUAAGAGACCGUGGUAGUGCCUGGUGAACGCUCCAGAUCGUACAGGCGAUUACCUUACUAAAUGGUAUCUAGACGUUGCAUAGUACAUUGGAUUUAAUGAUUCCACCAUAUGUACGACUAAUUUGCACCCAU